GAUAUCAAGUAGCCAGACCAGUGAAUGCUCUAAGAGAGCAAGAAAGCAGAAAGGGAGAAGAGACAACAACACCCAUGAUGACGAAAGGGAAGGGGGAGUACCGCUGCUACUACUCCAACAAGGGUAGCGGCGGUGGAGCAGGCACCGCCGCCAUUAAGGGCCGGAGCAGCGGCGUCUGCGUGACGAAGGAGGAGAUCGCCAAGUACUGGAGGAGGAAGAAGAUGGAAGAAGAAGAACACCUCUUCUCCGCCGUCAAGGCCGCCGCCAGGAUCAAAUCCCGCACCCUCACUGAAGAAGAGUACCAGAGGUUCGAGGAGUCGUUGGAAUCAAAGCUGGGUGAGAAAGGAGGAGAGGCCAACGGAGGGAGUGAAUGCUCAUCAAAGGAGAUCCGACUGGGUAUCAAGGACUGGUGGACCAGGAGCUGGUAUGCUUAUUUGAACCAACCGGCGGUGCAGUCUGCAGAUGGAGCAAGGUUCACCAAGUCAAGCUACAUCGUCCACAACUUACGCUGUUUCACCCCCCUCCCUUCUCCUAGCACCGCUUUAGGUGUCUUCUAGAAGCUUCUACAAUUUAUACGAGAAUGGCUUUUGAGAUUUAAUGAAUGUACCCGACCGACACUCUCUGUCUCUUGGUUCCUCUUCUUCAGCUGCCUAAGUUUUUCUUAUGUUCAAUUUGAUGCUGCAAAUUGGAUUAGAAACCUUGCAAUUUGAAUGUGUAGUACUUGUUUAAAUUAUUUAUAACAUGCCAAUUUUUCUAUGUA
Molecule: messenger RNA, 760 nt
Organism: Nymphaea colorata (pocket water lily)
Lineage: Eukaryota; Viridiplantae; Streptophyta; Magnoliopsida; Nymphaeales; Nymphaeaceae
Exons: 3
Coding region: 75-557 (160 amino acids)
Source: RefSeq, a predicted model, not a curated record